AUGUCGCGCCAAAUCAACCAGCCGUCCAACCAGAUCAAGCUGACCAACGUGUCGCUCGUGCGCCUCAAAAAGGGCAAGAAGCGCUUCGAGAUUGCCUGCUACAAGAAUAAGGUGCUCGAGUGGCGCUCCGGCAUCGAGACGGACCUCGACAACGUGCUGCAGAUCCCCAGCGUCUUCCUCAACGUGUCCAAGGGCCAGACGGCGCCCAAGGAGGAUCUGGAGAAGGCGUUUGGCAAGAAGAUGACGACCGACGACAUCAUCCUCGAGAUUCUGAAAAAGGGCGAGCAGCAGGUCGGCGAAAAGGAGCGCGCGGCGCAGCUGGAGCGCAUCAACAACGAGGUGAUUUCCAUUGUCGCGAGCAAGCUGGUCGACCCGCGGACGAAGCGCGUGUACACGUCGGGCAUGAUUGAAAAGGCGCUGGACAUGCUCAGCUCCCAGGCGCACUCGACCGAGGGCAAGGACAAGGACAAGAGCAAGGAGAGUGGUGCGGCAGCGGCGGCGGCGGCCACUGGCGAGGACGGCGAGGCCAAACCCAGACAAAAGGAAAAGGAGCACAGCUGGACAGGCGUCUCGACGACCAAGAGCGCCAAGAGCCAGGCGCUCGAGGCCAUGAAGGCGCUGAUUGCGCACCAGCCGAUCCCCGUGGCCCGCGCGCGCAUGCGGCUGCGCAUCACCUGCGGCACCAACGUGCUGAAGCAGGCGGCGAAGCAGACGGCGCCAAAGGAGGAGGGCGGGGAGCCGCAGAAGGGGACGGUCAAGGACAAGAUCCUGGGGUACAUCGAGCAGGUCGAGACGCAGGACGUCGUGGGCGCCGAGUGGGAGGUGGUGGGCUUUGUCGAGCCGGGUGCGUUUAAAGCGCUGGGCGACUUUAUCGGGAAUGAGACCAAGGGACAGGGACGGGUCGAGGUGCUGGAUAUGGCGGUGACGCAUGAAGAUUAA
Messenger RNA from Akanthomyces muscarius, 939 nucleotides. RefSeq lists its product as uncharacterized. The coding region runs from base 1 to 939 and encodes 312 amino acids. The transcript has a single exon. Lineage: Eukaryota; Fungi; Ascomycota; Sordariomycetes; Hypocreales; Cordycipitaceae. The record is from RefSeq and is a predicted model, not a curated record. Gene Ontology annotation, biological process: cytosolic ribosome assembly; ribosome biogenesis.